Molecule: messenger RNA, 892 nt
Organism: Spizellomyces punctatus DAOM BR117
Lineage: Eukaryota; Fungi; Chytridiomycota; Chytridiomycetes; Spizellomycetales; Spizellomycetaceae
Product: protein-arginine N-methyltransferase SFM1
Exons: 3
Coding region: 55-657 (200 amino acids)
Biological process (GO): peptidyl-arginine methylation
Molecular function (GO): protein-arginine omega-N monomethyltransferase activity
Source: RefSeq, a predicted model, not a curated record
CACUUGUUCGCCUUGCAUGUUGAAAAACAAUCUACUGGCAAUCACGUUGUCACAAUGGUUUUCAAAUACAUUGUAGAGCACAUGGAACCAGAGCUGGACGAGUGGUCAGAGCUCGAAUAUGCAAACAUUCUCCAAAAAGUUGGUCAAAACCGUCUCUACCUCACCCAUGUCCAUCCCGACCUCCUUGCCCGCCUUCCCGAGCGCAUCGGUCCAAAUUCAGGAAUCAUUAGCACAACCAAAGCCGUUUUGGAAUUGGAUGAGGUGGAUCCUGCCAAAGUGAUCUUGUUGGAUCCGUCAGCGACCCAGCCUUUAGAACCAAGUGAUGGAGAAAACUUUAAGUGGCUAUUGUUUGGUGGGAUUUUGGGUGACGACCCACCACAAGACCGAACCAAAGAACUCCGUAAACUCGGGUUUACGACCCGUCAUCUGGGCCCUGUGCAAAUGACAACUGAUACGGCCGUCAUCGUCGCCAAGCACGUCAUUGAAGGCAAGACUCCGUUGGACAAGUUGGAAUAUGUCGAUCGUCCAGAGAUACGAUUGGGGAAGAAGGAGACGGUCGAGUUGCCGUUUCGGUAUUUGGUCAAGGAGGGGAAGCCGCAGUUGCCCAAUGGGUUGCUAGAGUUGCUGAAAAAAAGCAACGAGAUCUCGUUGGUGUGAGACGUCCAGCACGUUUCAACGUACGAGGUGGACACCCAUAUUUAAAACCCCAUCAAUUAUAGACUUUUACACACAUCAUUACUUUUUAUAUUGAGGGUGAUUAUUUACAUCUUGUCAAUCAACUCAGUAUCAUCUGCCAAAUACCAGUGCUGCUAUGUCUUGAUCCAAAUAAAUGAAAGUAUUUCCAAAAAAAAACAAAAAACAUGGAAGAAAUUUGACGACCGCAAGAGAACGC